GGAACUGUACAAAGGCUAGGAGGCAGCAGGGUGUCUGACUUGUUUCUGAUAGGACAAAUCAGAGUCUCUGGAGGGGGAUGAACCCCAGGGAAAGAAGAGACAGAUCGAGAUAAAGAGAUCUCAGGGACCAUUUAAAGGCUGCAGUUCACUUUCCUUCUGUUGUUUUGUUGUUGUUUGUUUGUUUGGGUUUUUUGUUUGCUUGUUUGUUUUGUUUUGUUUGUUUUUGUUGUUCAGACAAGGUCUCUCUCACCACCAGGAAGGCCUCAAACCUCCCACCCUCCUGCCUUGGAGGUUGAAUGAACUGGAAAGCCACAAGAGAAUUUAGAUCUGAGAAGUGACAGAGGUCUGACUUGUGUUUUCUCAGACCAUCCUGGGAGAUGCAGGACAGAGGAAGGAGGCAGAGUCCCUCCAUCCCUGAAAUAACCACGCCCUGUGUUGACCAACAGGAAAAAGUAGACCAGACCCAUAAAUCCAUCAAUCUCUGCAGUGCAGUGCUUUCAAACUUCGUUGUGUGUCUUCAUUUCCUGGCGAUAUUUGGUAAAAUUGCAGGUUACAGGCCGUUUCUCCCAAACUCAUUUAGCGGGUCUGGAGCUGGGCAUUGGGAUCAGACGACGCCUGCGCUGGGAUUUGAAGAAGCACCCUGUGAGUUAGCAAGAGUUCUAAGCUUUCGGGUGCUUGGCUGGAAGAGGGGGUUGGAAGCAGUAUCCCCUCCCCUAAAGCCUCGGACAAAGAGGGGUCCUCCUUCCAACAUUGCUCCUUAGCCGCUGCACAAGGGAAGGUUGAUGCGGCAAAACGGGGAGUAACUGGCGGGUGUCCUCAGCGAAAAGCGCCCCCUCCUGCCGCCAGACAAAGGGCGGUGUCCUAUAAAGGUUGUGACAGAGGUUCUGUGUCCAGGCGAGGGCGCACACGGACAGCCGAUGUCCGCUGCGACAGACACUGACAGCGCGGGCUCCCAGCUCCUGGGAAGAAGUGCGUUGACCUAAGAGAGCGGGAGUGGGCAGAAGCAAAGGGGCCACCGGACAGACCAGAGAGAACAGAGAUGUGGCCACUUGGUAGCAGCCACUUAAGGGACUCAUUAGGUGACCAGGGAACUUUAGAGGGGCAGAGACAGACAGUGCCGCGGUACUAGGGAGCCUGUCUAGCCUCCUAAGGCACGUGUGUUGUUCAAGCCGUGUCCGUGGUUAGCUGGAACCAGCGCCAGUCCCCUGCAUCCCAGAGCAUCUCCGGGGUUCUUUAUACCGCCGCCAGCUCUCUCAGCGAUCCUCCGAUACUUUGCAGAUGUGUAAUUUCAACCUCUAGAUGCUUUCCCAGACUCCCGAAAUAACAUAUCGGGCAGGUUUGCCACGGUGAGAUGAGGUAACUUUUUGUUUUUUAAGAGUGGGGAGGGGAUAGCUGGGAAAUAGAGGGUUCGCAGACAAGCUGCAGAUUGGACAGAAAGAGCAGAGACGUCAAGCGCGAGCAGGCUGCGAGGCACCGGUGUAAAGUGCGCCUCGGCCCCGAUGGCCCCGAUGGCCCCGAUGGCCCCGGGACUCAAGAAAGUUGUUGAAGGAGACCGCCUCAGUCCGCUCGCCACAAAGAGGAACCUGGACAUGACCAGUAAGAUCUUCACAAACACGAGGGAGCGGUGGAGGCAGCAGAGUGUCAACAGCGCCUUCGCCAAGCUGAGGAAACUCAUCCCCACUCACCCUCCAGACAAGAAGCUGAGCAAAAAUGAAACGCUUCGCUUGGCAAUGAGGUAUAUCAACUUCUUGGUCAAGGUCCUGGGAGAGCAAAGCCUACAGCAAGCAGGAGUAGCUGCUCAGGGAAACAUUCUGGGGCUCUUUCCCCAAGAGCCCCACCUGCCAGACAUGGAUGAAAGACUUCUACUCAAAGACUAUGGAGUUGCUUCCCCUGACCCCAGCCGUGAGGCUCCCUAAGGUGGCUGUGGCU
Alexandromys fortis (reed vole) is the source of this 1929-nucleotide messenger RNA. RefSeq names its product TAL bHLH transcription factor 2 (gene Tal2). Gene Ontology annotation, molecular function: DNA-binding transcription factor activity, RNA polymerase II-specific; protein dimerization activity; RNA polymerase II cis-regulatory region sequence-specific DNA binding. The record is from RefSeq and is a predicted model, not a curated record. NCBI's taxonomy places the organism in Eukaryota, Metazoa, Chordata, Mammalia, Rodentia, Cricetidae. The transcript has 2 exons. The coding region runs from base 1500 to 1916 and encodes 138 amino acids. Gene Ontology annotation, biological process: regulation of transcription by RNA polymerase II.